AUGUCGCCUUUACUUGGGGAUUCUACGUAUGAUCCCUCUCAAGAUACCGAGCCUGUCGAUGGCUUUAGAAAUAGCGGCGCUGUGGACGAACUGGUUCGGUUGAGCUACGAAGGGGCGAGCCAACCUGACGACGAUGAACUUGGCCGCCGCUCGGAAAUCGCAGAAUCCUUGAUAAGGGCAAUUACGAUCGCCGAACUGCGCAGACCCGCCUUACGAAUCAUUGCGGGCAGGGUUAACGGUACAAGCAACACUGCCGAGAUGUUUAAAGCCCUCCUCGAGCUGUUCGCCCCCAACGAUAAGAGCGGCCUGAUCACGGAGUUGAGAGACUUUAUGCCGCCUGGAUGGGAAAUGGAAUUUCCGAGUCCGAACGCGUAUGGUGGGCUGCGCGUGGUGCGUGUUAACGUGCCGCCAUCUGGCUUUGAAGUCUUUUGCGCAGUUUGGUGGUCUGGCUUAUGCCCCUUUCGGGGUGAGGCUUGGUGCUGCGUUGUGGUUGUUGAGUUCAAGUUGCCUCUUACCUGA
This is a messenger RNA of Zasmidium cellare ATCC 36951, 519 nucleotides long. RefSeq lists its product as uncharacterized. Bases 1 to 519 code for a protein of 172 amino acids. The transcript has a single exon. The record is from RefSeq and is a predicted model, not a curated record. NCBI's taxonomy places the organism in Eukaryota, Fungi, Ascomycota, Dothideomycetes, Mycosphaerellales, Mycosphaerellaceae.